AUGACCGGGCACCAUGGCCUGGGGCUCUCGCGGGCCGAGAUCCUCCGUCGCAUCCAAGACGUCUUCCAAGCGUUCCUCGAAGACCUCAUGAACGAUACCUUUACGACCUUCCACACGCUCAAGCGCGCGACGAGCGCCAUGACCUUUGACUGUGACGCCCUCACGCUCUCCCAUGGCGGCGAGAAGCGCGCGAUCAAGAUGACUUCUGCAAGCGCUCGCAAGUACACGGGCAUGUGGCUCGUGCUGCAGAUCGCCCAUCAGCUGCUGCUCGAGGACAAGACAGUGACCCAGCGCGAGCUCUACUACCUCCACCCGUUCUUCACGUCGCAGCAAGAAGCAGAUGAAUGCAUCCUCGAUGUUAGCGGUCUUCUCUGCGUGCCCCGCGAAUGCUUGAACAUCAUCGGCGGCGUCAAGGGCUACUUCACCGGCCGUCUCUGCUAUCGCAGCGCAGACAAGCAGUGGAUUGACUGCAGCCUCAAUGGCGCCUCUGGACAGCCCAUCUCACGGGAGCUACUGCGCCUCGAAAGCGAAGACAUGACCAGCGAUGCGCAAUACAUCAUUGUGGUCGAGAAGGAAGGCAUCUUCAACCGGCUCGGCGAAGACCUUUUUUAUAACCGCGUUCCGUGCAUACUCGUGACAGGCAAAGGGUUUCCGGACCUCGCAACACGGAUCUUUGUCAAGAAGCUUCGUGACACGCUCCGCAUCCCAGUCCUCGGUCUCUGCGACUGCAACCCCUUUGGCCUCUCGAUCUUGCUCUCGUUCAAGUUUGGCUCGGCGCGCAUGCCCCUCGACUCGGUGGCGUACGCCGUGGACAUGCACUGGGUCGGCUUGCGGCCGUUGGACACAGCGUUGCUGGAGCUGCCCGAUGUCGUGCACACCAAGUUUUCAAAGCACGACACGCGCCGACUGCAAUCGCUAACCGCGCAUCCCUUUGUGCAGAUGGACGCUGCGUACCGCGCCGAGGUGCAGCACUGGACAAAGCACCCUCUCAAGAUUGAGCUCGAGGCCCUGCAUACAAAGGGCUUUGGCUUUAUCACCGAAUAUCUCGAAGCUCAAGUUCUGGCACGCAACUAUAUCUAA
Molecule: messenger RNA, 1080 nt
Organism: Saprolegnia diclina VS20
Lineage: Eukaryota; Oomycota; Saprolegniomycetes; Saprolegniales; Saprolegniaceae
Exons: 14
Coding region: 1-1080 (359 amino acids)
Biological process (GO): meiotic DNA double-strand break formation; meiotic DNA double-strand break processing; reciprocal meiotic recombination
Cellular component (GO): nuclear chromosome
Molecular function (GO): DNA binding; DNA topoisomerase type II (double strand cut, ATP-hydrolyzing) activity; ATP binding
Source: RefSeq, a predicted model, not a curated record